Rotaria sp. Silwood1 is the source of this 348-nucleotide messenger RNA. The record is from the annotation of a GenBank genome assembly. Lineage: Eukaryota; Metazoa; Rotifera; Eurotatoria; Philodinida; Philodinidae.
AUGGCGUGGCAACAAUCAGUGAACAAACCUGCAACUAAACCAGCUGCACCAAAACCCAAAUUCGAAACUAAUGAUGAUGAUUGGGAAACAGAUAUUGCUUAUGAAAAUUCAGCAACUGAAAAAUCACAACGCUAUGGUUCAGCAAGUGUACCUGGUUCUGGUCGAGUAGAUCAUGUUGAUUUUAAUUCUAUUCGAGAUAAAAUUAAAACAGCUGAUGAUACUACUAAAGAAACAUAUCAAGAAAAAAAUCCUAAUCGUGGUUAUGGAGGAAAAUAUGGUACAGAACAGUCUGCAGCAGAUUUUACCUACAAAGCUGAUAUAAAAAAACAUUCAUCACAAACAGGUUAG